AUGUCUCGAAGGAACUGGGGAUAUGUUCAACCCUACCUCACCAAGCUUAGGAGUUGGAUUAAUGGAAUGGGAAGACAUGAAAACCAUGAAAUAUGGGAGUUUGCCAACCAAGACUUGAAAUCUAUAUCUGAACUGCUGGGGGAUAAAAAAUAUUUCCUUGGUGAUGAUAUCUCAACAGUGGACUGUGUUCUUUUUGGUCAUCUGACACAGUUUAUGUACAUAAACAUAGGAUUCCCACAGAUGGAGUUUAUGUCCCGCGAGUGCAAGAAUGUGAUCAGUUUGGUUGAGAGAAUUAAGGUUUUUAUUCUUAAUUUAUAAUCCAAUAUAAGUGUUUCUUAUAUUGUUUUGU
This is a messenger RNA of Eurytemora carolleeae, 349 nucleotides long. Its product is annotated as failed axon connections homolog. The transcript is spliced from 4 exons. The coding region runs from base 1 to 318 and encodes 105 amino acids. Gene Ontology annotation, cellular component: cytoplasm. The record is from RefSeq and is a predicted model, not a curated record. NCBI's taxonomy places the organism in Eukaryota, Metazoa, Arthropoda, Copepoda, Calanoida, Temoridae.